This is a messenger RNA of Cotesia congregata, 3900 nucleotides long. NCBI's taxonomy places the organism in Eukaryota, Metazoa, Arthropoda, Insecta, Hymenoptera, Braconidae. The record is from the annotation of a GenBank genome assembly.
AUGAGUUUCUCAGUUAAAAAAACAGGGGGUAGAAUGUGGCAUGAAGCACGAAAACAAGAAAAGAAAAUUCGUGGUAUGCUUGUUGAUUAUCGGAGACGUGCUGAACGUCGUCGUGAUUACUAUGAAAAAAUUAAAUCUGACCCAACACAAUUUCUUCAAUUACACGGAAGACCGUGUAAAAUUCAUUUGGAUGCGGCGAUUGCUGCUGCUGGAGAUAGUCCGGCUAACAUGAUGCCAUGGCAAGGACAUGAUGACAAUUUGAUUGAUAGAUUCGAUGUUAGAGCACAUCUUGAUUGGAUACCAGAGCCACCAAACUCGGUUGACAUUGAUGUACCAUUAACGAGUGAAGAUAGACAUAUUAAUUAUGAACGAUAUCGUAUUAUUGUUCAAAAUGAGUUUUUAGGAGUUACUGAAGAAAAAUUUUUACAUCAAAUUCAUUUAGAAGAACAGUUUGGGUCAUCGACUAAACCCGAAUUUUUAAAAGAUAAGAAGAAAUCAAGUAAUAAUGCUGCUAUUGGUUAUAAUUAUGAGACAGAUGAGCCAAUACAAGAAACUGCUAAACCAGAUUUAAAUUCAGUUGAUGAAAAAGCUGAUGAUGAAGAUAGUGAUAUUGAUUUAGAUAUAUGUGUGGAUGUAUCACAAAUUGAACCAUCUCAGGCACACGAGAUGAAUCAAGUUGCUCAAAAGUAUGGAUUAAUCGGAGCUGACUAUUUUAGUUUUUUAACCCAAGACUUUGAAGAAGCAGAAUCUUUGCGGCAGGCACGUAAACAAGAAGAAGAAAAAGCUAUGUAUUCUGGAAGACGUUCGCGACGCGAACCGCGAGAAAGUCCUGAGUACAAUCCUUAUCGAAAAUCAUCAUCUAAAUCACGUUCACGUUCGAUUUCUCCGCCCAAUACUGGACAGAUUACUUACAUCACAAGUUUUGGUGGUGAAGAAGAAACCCAUGGCAGUAGUUCACAAAUAACACCAUCGAGUACUAAGAAAAUAAACUACUCUCACUUGAGACGAAAAGGAUCAGAAAGCCCGAAUUUUAAUGAAAGAACUAUCAGUCGAAGAUCUGUUAAGUCUAGAUCAAGAAGUCGCUCGAGGUCUAGAAAUAGGUCUGCACGAUUUUAUCGCUCGCGAGACAAACGAAUCAGUCAAGGAGACAACGAUCUAGACCCAGAAGAAGAUCAAGAUCCCGAAGUCGAUUACGUCGUGAUCGAAGCAGGCACCGUAGAAGUGCGAGCACUUCACGCUCACGAUCUCGGUCUCGGUCCCGGUCUCGAUCACGAUCACGUGGUCGUAGAUCAAGAACCUCAUCUUCGAGUAAAUACUCGCGCUCAAGGUCUAAAUCAAAAUCACAUUCUCGUUCGCCGGCCAACCAUCGUAAGAUGCGAUAUUCUAAAUCGAAGUCAAGGUCUAGAUCGAGAUCAAAAUCCCCCGUACUAUGGUCGUCGAGGAAAAUCCUCUAGCUUAGAACUUGAACUUUCCGAUAAUGAAGAUAAAAAUAAUCAUAAUACAGCACUUAAAUCCACGAGUAUUAACACAAACACAAACAAGCCAAAAGCAGGGCUAAGUACAAAUUCUGGUGGCGGACACAAACCGGUAAAAAUUACUCCCCAAGAGCGGCUUAAGAAAAAAAUGCAAACUUUACUGAACCGCCAAUUUAGAGCAGAUAAAAAAGCUGAACAAGCGCGAAUUGAAAAAAUGGAGCAACAAAGACAAGACCGUGAAGAUGAAAUUCGAGAAAUGUCUCUAAAGCUUCGUAGAAAACAAAGAGAAAGACGACAUCGUUAUGAAGGCCAUAGUACGGAUUCACGAUCUUCUGUUUCAAGAUCACCGAGUCCUGGUCGAAGCCCUCGACAUUCAUCUAGUCGGCGUGAUCGAAGAGAUCGUGAUUUACGUGACACAAAAAACGAUAAUGAUAGAGAAAGAGAUAGGGAUAGAGAUAGACGAGAUAGAGAUUCUAGUAGGCAAGAAUCGAGGAGACGUUAUAGAGAUUGUUCGCCUCGUUCUUUAAGUCCCCGUAGUAGUCGAGGCUUGGAUCAAAAUUAUAUACAUUUAGACGUCAAGAUAACAAGACACAUCCGUGCAAUGGUCAUAACAUUUGGAGUUUUAACAAUUAGUGACACAUGUGCAGAUGAUCCUGUUAAAGAUAAAAGCGGAUUAGAAUUACGAAAUCUGAUUGAAAAUGCAGAUAGUGAAAUUAAUAAUGUUUUUAAAGGACAAGUUUUGGAGUAUAAAAUCGUACCGGAUAAUGAAGAUAAAAUAAUGAAAAUACUAAAACAAUGGUCAGAUAAACUGAAAAUAAAUGUUAUUUUAACAACUGGUGGAACGGGAUUUUCUGCAAGAGAUAAUACACCAGAAGCGACUAAAAAAGUUAUUGAAAAAGAAGCCCCCGGGCUUUCAAUUGCUAUGAUAAAUUUUAGUUUAAAAAUCACACCACUAGCUGUGUUAUCAAGAGGUGUUUGUGGUAUUCGUAAAGAAACUCUCAUCAUAAAUCUUCCCGGUUCGCCAAAAGCUGCCAAAGAAAAUUUAUUGGCUAUAGUGAAAACUAUCCCACAUGCUGUUGAUUUAAUUAUAAAUAAUAAAAACAAUGUAAUUAAAACACACGAAGAAGUCCAGAGAGCCAAGAUCAAGCACGAAUGUUCUCAUGUAAACCAUUCCAAUGAUUCAGUAGAAAAUGUCGCCAAUCGUCGUCGUACCUCUCCAUGGCCAAUGAUUUCUAUGGAAGAAGUAGCAGAAAUAUUUAAUAACAUAAGUUGGAAUAAUGAAACUGAAACACUAGACUUGUGGAAAUGUCACGGAAAAAUUUUAAGCAAAGAUAUUUUUUCUCUUUGUGACUUGCCGCCUUUUCCUGCUUCUAUUAAAGACGGAUACGCGGUGAUUGCUAGUGAUGGUGAUGGCUUAAGACAAGUAUUAGGUGGACUAGAGGCUGGAGAUACGCCAGGCUUAGUGAAACUGAGUACCGGUUUUUGUGUUAGAAUAAACACUGGAGCACCGGUACCAGAUAGCGCAAAUGCUGUUGUUCAAGUAGAAGAUACUAAGUUAGUAUCAAAAAAUGAAUUUAAUGAAGAAACAGAAAUAGAAAUUUUGGUUAAACCUUCAGAGGGGCAAGAUAUUCGUCCAAUCGCUAGCGACAUAAGAAAAGAUGAAUUGGUAUUACGUAAAUUUACUAAAAUUGGAGCUGCUGAAUUGGGAAUUUUAGCAAGUUGCGGAUAUUCUAAGGUUCAAGUAACUAAAGUUCCGGUAAUUGGGAUUUUAUCAACUGGAAAUGAACUGCAAACAGCUGGAGAAGUUCCAAAAUCUGGUCAUGUCUACGAUAGUAAUAAAAUUACUCUUAUGAUCGAGAGUGUCAUGAUAAAAAUUAUCCGUGAUGCUUUGGACAAAGUGGAUGUUCUUAUAACCACAGGUUCUUUGUCGAUGGGUGACCGUGAUUUAGUUAAGCCAAUUUUAACUCAAGUUUUUGGAGCUAAAAUACACUUUGGAAGAGUUAAUAUGAAGCCAGGAAAACCUACGACAUUUGCAACUUGUGUUUAUAAUAAUAUAAAUAAGUAUAUCGUAUGCUUGCCAGGCAAUCCGGUUUCGGCAACAGUCACAGCACAUCUAUUUGCCAUUCCUUUGAUUAACAGAUUGUCUGGUAAUUAUUCAAAGCCAACGAUCGUUCAAGCUCAAGUUUCUUCUUCAUAUAGACUUGAUCCUCGGCCAGAGUACGCGCGAGUUAUUUUACAGUGGUCAGAUCCAGAAAAAAUUCCAGUGACUUAUAGCACUGGUAAUCAAAUAAGUAGCAAAUUACUCAGUUGCAAACAUGCUAAUGCAUUACUCAUGCUACCUGGACAAACUGAUGAACGCAAAAAUGUCAAAGAAGGCGAGUCUGUACCAGCAAUGCUUCUUGGCUUCGAUCAAAUCGAUUUUUAA